Messenger RNA from Gossypium raimondii (Peruvian cotton), 2259 nucleotides. RefSeq lists its product as uncharacterized. The record is from RefSeq and is a predicted model, not a curated record. NCBI's taxonomy places the organism in Eukaryota, Viridiplantae, Streptophyta, Magnoliopsida, Malvales, Malvaceae. Gene Ontology annotation, molecular function: catalytic activity.
UAUGGAGUAAUGUAGAUUCCAAUUCAGUGGCAUGACGGUCAGUCGGUCAUUGAAGAAGCAAAGCCCUACACCCGCCGGGAACACAGCGACUUGGUUUCUCGACAAGUGUCGGAACAUGUCAUCUCGGCCUUCGACACGUUUCAUGGCCUCCCUCCUUUUACUACUCUUCUAUUCCUUGGCCGAUUCUUUUGCAGAUCUGCCGUCACAGUUUCAAGCCCAACAAGAGUUGACCGACAUCAACAAGUCAGCUAUUUUACCAACUUGUCCUUGCCGUCGAGCUGCCACUCUCCUAGAAAUGGACAGUAAAAAUGGCAAUAAAUGUCCGAAAAACAUUACUGAAGCUUCACAAAGUAGACAUGGGUUGACUUUUUUGGAUGCUGAUUUCUUUAACGAUAUAAAGGUUCUUGAGAUUGCAAAGGGUGCAAAAGAGUUCAAUAUUCCUAUAAUAAGAACCAACAGGAAGUUAGUUGCUUCUAUUAAUGGAGGGCUGCAUAACCCUUCUCCUCUGGUUUUUAACCCCGAGUGGAGCAAGGAGCAAUCACAAGGCAAGGCCAGCAGGUUUAAUCAUCCUUCAGCCUUCGGCAUUCAAAGGCCAAUUAAUGAAGAAGAUAUAGCCUUUAUGAGUGUUCUCGAACUAGGAGAACUCAUAAAGAAAAAGCAGAUUACUUCCGAGGAGCUUACAGGAAUUUUUCUUAAGAGAUUGAGAAGAUACAAUCCUGUACUUGAAUCUGUAGUUACUUAUACUGAAGAUUUAGCUUACCAGCAAGCGAAAGAAGCUGACAAGUUGCUCUCUCAAGGAGUGCAUUUAGGACCUCUACAUGGCAUCCCUUAUGGAUUGAAGGAUAUAAUCUCAGUACCUCUCUACAAGACAACUUGGGUUUCAACAACUUUCAAAAAUCAAGUGCUUAAUAUUGACGCAUGGGUGUAUAAGAGGUUAAAAUCUGCAGGGGCAGUUCUUGUUGCAAAGCUUGUUACUGGAUCACUGGCAUAUGAUGACAUCUGGUUCGGUGGGACUAGGAACCCUUGGAACAUUGAGGAAUUCUCUACGGGCUCAUCAGCUGGGCCUGCUGCCUGCACCUCAGCUGGUAUGAUUCCAUUUGCAAUUGGUUCAGAAACAGCCGGUUCCAUUACUUAUCCUGCAUCUCGGUGUGGUGUGACAACAUUGCGGCCAACUUUUGGUUCAGUCGGACGAACUGGUGUGAUGAGCCUAUCAGAAAGCUUGCUUGGUCCAUUCUGUCGAAAUGCUGCUGAUUGUGCAGUUAUUCUAGAUGCCAUCCGAGGGAAAGAUCCAGAUGAUCUUUCUUCAGGAGACAUUCCCUUUGGUGACCCAUUCUCUGUUGAUAUCACAAAGCUUACGGUUGGUUAUCUUGACGAUGCUGACAUGGAGGUUGUUCAUGUGCUUGAAUCAAAAGGUAUUAAGGUGGUUCCUUUCAAACUGAAUUACACUGUCGAUUCUGUUCAAGGCAUCCUAAAUUUCACGAUGGAUGUUGACAUGUUAGCACAUUUUGAUGAAUGGCAACGAUCUGGGAAGGAUGAUGAUUAUGAAGCUCAAGAUCAAUGGCCUGUUGAGUUACGUCGUGCACGUGUAGUUUCAGCUGUAGAUUAUUUGCAGGCACAAAGAGCUCGUGGAAAGUUAAUCCAAGAAGUGAAAGAAAACUUCAAUAUUGAUGCAUUCAUUGGAAAUGCAACGGAUUGGGAGCGAGUAUGCGUGGGAAAUCUCGUAGGUUUGCCAGUAAUUGUUGUUCCAACUGGGUUCAAAAACAUACCCAAUCCACCUCCAACUGGUACUCGGAGACGAACCACAGUCAACACGGGCAUAUAUGCUCCUCCUAACCAUGAUCACAUCGCAUUAGCCUUAGCAAUGGCUUACCAGUCUGCAACAAAUCAUCAUAAGCAGCGGCCCCCCAUAGAUGAUCUGGGACCAAACGGCACAAUACCCAAUCCCCCUACCGUUCCCAUCCCUCCUAGACGCUUGCAUAUGUAACAGAGUUUGUAAGAAACCUUUUAGUGCCUUACAAUUGUCAAAGCCUGCUCCAGACUGUAACCUGUACCUAAGAACAAUAUCAUCAUUCAAAAUGGCAAGAUUUGAUGGAUACCCCGUUUAGGUUUUUUUUUCCUUCUUGUUUCUUUCGUCAUAUCACGAUUCUGUUUAACAUCUGAUUCAGUAGGCAAGCGUAAGUUGAUGUAUUGAGAGUUUGAAACUUCAGUUUUCAGCUGGAAGUUUUGCAGGUUUAAUCCAUCUUAUUACUUACCCCAGAA